Messenger RNA from Colletotrichum godetiae, 282 nucleotides. RefSeq lists its product as uncharacterized. Lineage: Eukaryota; Fungi; Ascomycota; Sordariomycetes; Glomerellales; Glomerellaceae. The coding region runs from base 7 to 162 and encodes 51 amino acids. The transcript has 2 exons. The record is from RefSeq and is a predicted model, not a curated record.
CGUGACAUGUUGCUGCUGGCUUCAACGAGAGCUGCGGGAGACAUUUCUGCUGUGUUUGUCUGUGUGUGUGCCUUUCUUCUUGUUGGCUUCUUCUUCAAGUAUCAAGAUGCUGCGGUUGGUUCCGUGGGAGGUAGGUUGAUGACGGAGGUGGUUGAUGGCUAGUUAAGACUAAGACGGACCGAGAUAGGAGGGUGUAUUGGACCAAAGGUGUUGAUGGUUGGUAGUCGAUGGGACUGGUAGAGCUUGCUUUUUGUCUAUAAGACGAGAGUAGUGAUGAUGAUG